AUGGAGAAAAGUGACCGGACAUUCGGCAUCCCCACCCAGGCGUUCACGUACAAACUGGCGGAGAGACGCCUCGGGGUCACCUACAACUCGGUGACGACCGUGGACGCCGGAAGCUUCUACAACCUGAAGGGCCUGCGCGAGCUCCGGCUCGACGGGAACGUGCUGUCGCUCUUCCCCUGGGAGUCGCUGCGGAGAGCCUGCGCGACGCUGGACCUGCACAACCGCUCCCUCGUCCCCGGGAGUCCGCCUGGACCUGCGCACUCACACCUGGACCUCUCCAGCAACAAGCUGACCACCCUGCCCUCCGACCUCAUGGACAUAUGGCCCCCCUUCUCCGGGGCGGUCCGGAGCGCCAGCUACUCGCAGAGGGUGGUGCUGGGACUAUGCGUUCAGGACAACCCCUGGUUCUGCGACUGUCGGAUCUCCAAGCUGAUGGAGCUGUCCAAGAUGGCGGAGCCGUCGGUGGUGCUCCUGGACCAGCUGCUGGUCUGCAGCGGGCCGGAGAACCUCGCGGGCGUGCCCUUCCAGCUGGCCGAGCUGGACCAGUGCCUCAAGCCCACGGUCAUGACCUCCGCCACCAAGGUCACCUCCGACCUGGGCAGCAACGUCCUGCUGCGCUGCGACGCCACCGGCUACCCCACCCCCACCCUCGCCUGGACCAAGAUCGACGGCCCGCCCAUCAACGGCACAGUGGUGGAGGAGACCCCUGGAGAGGGCAGGCGGUGGUCCAUCAUCAGUCUUAACGGGGUCCUGUUCCGAGACGCGGGGCGGUACCGCUGCAAAGCCAAAAACGUGGCGGGCACAUCCGAGGCGUCCAUCACCCUGUUGGUCAUGGGCUUGGGCUCCACCACCCCGCCCCAGCUGAAGGAAUCCAGCCAAUCCGCCGCGGCCAGCCAGUCGUCAACCGACUCCGUCCUGGUGACCGCCGUCGCCACGGCAACGGCAACGGCAACGGCGACCGCGCCGCCCCCCAGCACGGCGACGCCGGCGGCGGCCACCCCCACCCCCACCCUGCCACCGGUCCCCACCAAGCAGGGCCAGCAGGGGGUGCCGACGGGCCGGCCACAACCGAGCCGCACGGGCCGGAGGCCGGUGGCGGCAGACAGCGGGAGGAACGCCACGGCGGAGGGACCCGCCAAGGCCGCCAUCCGGGGCAUCCGGGCGACGGAGGCGACGGCGGAGAGCGUGGCGCUGCUGUGGGCCGCGGACAAGGCGUGGGGCGACGCCCAGCUGACCGUGGUGUACUCCCCCUACCAGGAGAAGGACAAGCAGACGGCCACCGCCCCGGCUGCCUCCGGGAGGCUGGUCCUCACCGGGCUGAAGUCCGGGAGGAAGUACAUGGCCUGCCUGAUCGCCAGAGGGGGGCAGUCGCGCAAGGACCAGUGCGUCACCUUCUCCACCUUGGAAGGGGAGGAGCGGCCCAAUGUGGCGCUCCUGGUCAUCAGCGGCCUGGCCUGCACCCUGGUCUUGCCCCUCAUUGGCUUCCUGCUGUACAAGAUCAUCUGCCUCUGCUGCCAGAAGGGCGGCAGCCCCGCCAACCACGACCAGGACACCUACGUCAAAUUCGAGACUCUGUCUCUGAAGCAGAGGACCAUGGGAAAUGCGGGCAAUGACCUGUGGACGCGGAGGCAGACUCAGGAGUCGGAGAGAAUGCUGCUGUUCUCCAGGUCCAGCAUUGACUCCCAGAUGACCUACAAGAGCGACAGCUCCAGGUCUGAGUACCUGUGUUAGCUCUUAACAGACUGCCUCAGGUGUGAAUACCUGUGCUAGCUCUGAGCGAUGGCUUCAGGUCUGAGUACCUGUAUUAGCUCUGAGCUUUGGUUCCAGGUCUCUGAGACACAGCUGAGUACCUGUGUUAGCUCAUAACAGACUGCUCCAGGUCAGUGUACCUGUGCUAGCUCUGAGUGGUGGUUUCAGGUCUGAGUACCUGUGUUAGCUCUCAGUGAUGGUUCCAGGUCUCUGAGACACAGCUUCAGGUGUGAAUACCUGUGUUAACUCUGAGCGAUGUUUCUAGGUCUGAGCACCUGUGUUAGCUCUCAGUGAUGGUUCCAGGUCUGAGCACCUGUGUUAGCUCUGAGCGAUGGUUCCAGGUCUCUGACACACAGCUCCAGGUCUGAGUACCUGUGUUAGCUCUGAGUGACAUUUCCUGGUGUGAGUACCUGUGAGACACAGCUCCAGGUGUGAGUACCUGUGAGACACAGCUCCAGGUGUGGGUACGUGUGUUAGCUCAGAGAGACAGAUUCAGGUCCCAAUCUCAGCUACAGCUCUUCUAAAGUACUUGCCAGUCGGGAGGGGCAUUGUAAGGGUUUGGGUUUUUGGUUUAAGUGUCUCGUUUCCAGUACACUGGAGUCAUAAUUAUUCUGUUGCUCAGGGUAACUUAACUGGCCAUGAGAAAUUCAUGAUUAAGGACUGUUCAUUUUUCUAUUCAACCACUUUUAUCAUUCAAGCAUAUUAUUGCCUUAUUAUUAUUAUUCGUAGUAGUAGUAGAAGUCACUUUUAUUUAAAAUCAAUUUAUGGAUUAUUUUGCAAGUAACAGAAAUGUGUAUACCUAAUAAUAAUUCAAUUCAAAUGUUUCAAUUUCAGUGACAAUUUCGCAGUGACACUGUUAAAUAUACAAAACCUCGAAUAUUACCGUAUAUACCAUAUGACGACACAUGGGCUUUGUGAUACAGUUGUACAAUGAUGUUCAUGCUGAUAAUGCUGAUGCUGGUGGUUUUGCGUGACCCUCCCAGUUACUGUGAGAUGCUGAUAAUAGCAUGACCUCCUCUCCUUUCCGGGAGGUGGAGAGAUGAUUUGUCGACAGGGUUGACUGCACUGUUCUAAGUGCCACUGUUUUGCUGUGAUGUAUAAAUUCCAGUUUUUUUUUUUUACUGACUGUGUUUCUUCUGCCUUCCGAUUGGCUGUUCUUCAUUUAGAUUUUGAUCCACGAGUUACUCAAACUCAAUCACAAAGAAAAACAAUUUAAUUUUCAUUAAAACAAACGUAGAGUGGUGCAAAUUUCAAAGCCUAGCCAAACAUAUUCAUUCACAGAUGUGGUUAGAUCAGAUUCACAAAUUUAGGUUGGAUUGAUGUUUUUAUUAUUUUAUAGUGUAUUAGUUUAAUAUUUUCUGUGAUAUCAUUAAUCACUUCAUUGCGUGUUGAAUGGAUUUUGUUUAUGUGUAAAUGUGCGAGACACGGAUUUAUAAUGCUCAUUAAACCUUUCUUUUUCAUAAACUAUAA
Messenger RNA from Anguilla rostrata (American eel), 3219 nucleotides. RefSeq names its product leucine-rich repeat, immunoglobulin-like and transmembrane domains 3b (gene lrit3b). The record is from RefSeq and is a predicted model, not a curated record. Gene Ontology annotation, molecular function: protein binding. NCBI's taxonomy places the organism in Eukaryota, Metazoa, Chordata, Actinopteri, Anguilliformes, Anguillidae.